CGACCUUGAAAAAGAGUACACGACAGAAUAACAAUGUUUAUUGUGCGAUGCGAUACGGUCCAUGCUGCGCGGAUUACAUCACGGUAUUUUAGCAUAUUUUCUUUACCAGUGAGCCAGUGAGACAGUGACCAUAUUAUUAUUUUCAGUGUCCAUUAAAUUUUAUUAAUUUCAACGUUGAUAGUAUUAUCUCUGUUGUGAUUAUACUAAAGACUGUCAGUACACAAUGAAGCCGGUAUUCUACAACUUGCGAAUUUCAUAUGUCUUUUGCACGCUUACCAGUGUGUUAUCAUGGGAUACAAGAAAAGCGCCUUGGGAGAACUGCGCUAUUGCUGGCAAAUUUGGACGACAUGUGAAAUCGAGACCAUGCACCACAGAUUCCUGUAAAGCUAUGGCAAAAAAAGUAACGUCGUCUCUGGAUGAGAACACUAAUCCUUGCGAGGAUUUUUAUCAAUAUGCUUGUGGAAACUGGAUCGCAGCUAAUCCUAUCCCGGAUAAUCAAAGUUCUAUUGACCAUUUCUACCUUCUUUCUGAAAAGCUAAAGUUAAUUAAGCAAGAUAUGCUAGAAACAAUGAAAGGAAAAAUGUUCUCAGCAGAAGUGAAAGCAAAAAGCAUGUACAAGCAGUGCACAAAUCGCGCGCAAGUUGAGCGCCUUCGAUCAAGAACUUUCCGCGAUCUACUUGAUGGCGUAAUGGGCGGAUGGCCGAUCCUCCGUGAGGACUGGCACGCGGAGACGUUUGACCUUUACGAAGUAUUGACUCGCAUUCGCCCGUAUGCUCUACAGCCGUUCAUAUCUGUAUCGACUAGUCCCGACCUUGAAUCGCCACUGGAAAACAUGAUCUACAUCGAGCAAGUCGGUUUUUAUACAUCCAAAGACGUCCUGCUCAGUGACGCCGAGAAAUUGGUUACCGAUAGCUACACGGAUUACAUGCGCACCAUCACUUCCUUGCUGCUGCAGGAUGCGCAAGAUAUCCGAGACGAAUCCGAUCCACAAAUAAUCGAUGACUUGGCUGACAUUCUCUCCUUGGAAAGAUAUUUUAUUAUGAAUCAGCUGACCUCGGUGGAGCAACGAAAUUAUGAACGCUAUAAGAAUAAAUUGUCUCUACGGAGCAUCCAGCACACUAUGCAUUUCAAAUCGACAAUUUUCCAAAAUCUAACCAACCUUGUAAAAUCAACUUUUACCCCAGUCAAUCUGGAUGAUCUGAUUAGCCAUUCCACAAAGGUUGUGUCGGCUGUGACAAACUACCUGGCUAAAGUAGAUGAAAAACUGUACGAACUGGAACAAGAAGGGGAAACCGGUAAGCGGCGGCUGGCAAAUUUUAUUGGAUGGCAGAUCUUUAUGGCGUACCAGAAACGACUCGAAAAAUAUCGUGAUGCCUAUGAAGUUCUGCAACAGAAGAUAUAUGGGAGAAAGCAAAAGCAAGAAAAGACCGUUGGCGAAUUAUGCGCAUCGGAUGUGACUGUCAGUCUCCCGUUGGCGGUUAGCGCGAUGUAUGUGCGCGACUAUGUUCCCAAAGAUUUAAAAGCGAAGGCUUCCAUGAUGGUGGACGACAUUAAAGCUGCCGCGGAAAUAAUACUGCAGUCUGCUGACUGGAUGGACCAACAUACAACGAACAAUGCGCUGAUCAAAGUGCGAAAUAUGAUUGACCUUAUAGCGUAUGCUGAUGUCUUGGUCAAAAAUUUGACGGCAAUUGAUAAAGAAUAUGAAGAGCUGGUGAUAAUGAAAACAUACUUCGAAACGCUCCGGGAACUGGACAAAGCGGAUAGUUCCAAAAAUCUGCGUUUGUUAACGAAACCAAAUGUGCGAAAUGAUCCGCUGACGGACGCCGAUGAUAUUACGCAGAUUAACGCUUACAAUAACCCAGUGCAGAAUAAAAUCGUUGUAUAUGCCGCCAUUUUGCAACUUCCUUUCUUCGACGCCGAUAGUCCCCAGUGGGCAAAUUAUGGCGGCAUUGGCUAUGUCCUCGGUCAUGAGCUUACGCAUAGUUUCGAUGAUCAAGGAUCACAGUUCGACUCGGAAGGAAGAAUGAUUUCCUGGUGGACCAACGAAACAUUAGCAGGUUUUAACAUAAGAAAAAGGGACAUGGUCAAAGAAUACAAUGCUUAUAAAUUUGACGUCGGUUCGAUUAAUGGUGAAUUAACAUUGGGAGAAAAUAUUGCCGACAACGGAGGGCUCAAAGCGGCGUACAAAUUACACGAUAAUUCAUUAAUGACGCUUAUGCUGCUAAACCCUAUUUUUAGGGCUACAAGUUGUAUCAAAAACGUCAGUCUGGUUCCUGAACCCACUUUAUCCGGUUUGGAAGAUUUUACAGUUGAUCAGUUAUUCUUUUUGUCCGCAGCUCAGGUGUGGUGCAAAGACUGGCGACCGGAGAAACUGCGAAUGGAUUUAUUGACUGACGUACACAGCCCCGCCAAAUACCGCGUGAUUGGUCCCAUGUCGAAUAUGCCGGAGUUCUCGGCCAGUUUUAACUGCCCUUCAGGCUCACGGAUGAAUCCUGUUAAAAAAGUGGCUGUAUGGUAGUCAAACGGUUUUUCCAAUCCAAUCAAUUUCCGGUUGAUGAUCUUUAAUCAGCAGUUACAGGAUAAUAUACGUGCCUACAUCAAUAUUCACUCAGUUUUUGUACGGCUAAACGCUGCUGCUGUAUGGUGUCGAACAUGUCAUAACAAACGGAAAAACAAGGUUACGUCGAUACUAUAAUGAUCCAGAAACGGCAGGCAUCACGAAUACUGGUUGUGCGU
Messenger RNA from Paramacrobiotus metropolitanus, 2736 nucleotides. Its product is annotated as endothelin-converting enzyme homolog. Gene Ontology annotation, cellular component: plasma membrane. Lineage: Eukaryota; Metazoa; Tardigrada; Eutardigrada; Parachela; Macrobiotidae. The record is from RefSeq and is a predicted model, not a curated record. Gene Ontology annotation, molecular function: metalloendopeptidase activity. Gene Ontology annotation, biological process: protein processing.